UUAGUUACCAGGUCAUAAAAUCUCAAAAACAAAAAGUAUUUUGUUUUGAUUUUUGUUUAUUUUGAUUUGUGCUUUUGAUUGAACGUAGAGUAUAAAUUCUCUUUGCUUUUGGUGUUUACUAAUUACUUUGUGUGCUGAUUUCAAAUUUAUAUUGAUAAAUGUUCUAACUUAUAAGUUCCUAUUACAAUUAUUAAUUACAUAUAUAUUUAUGUAAUUGAGUAGAGAGUAAAAACUCAAUAAUGCAAUUAUUAUUAAGGCCGUACAUAUAGGAUUGAUAGAAAUGUAUUUCCGAAGAAUAAACUUUAUUGCGGUCGUUCUGUUGGGGGCAGCUGUUUGUGAAUGUAAAUAUGCGUAUGUAAAAUGGACCGACAAGCCCGUGAUAACUGUAAUUGAUAACUAUAGUGAAAUACCGCCUGUGAACGUUGCUCGCGCUACCUACACUAACGACAUAAAUGGAACUGGGUGGGCCUAUUUAGAGCUUCACACUUCACCUGAUUCCUGUGAUGAAAAGCAGGCAUAUGCUGCUGGUUUCCUAGAGGGCUUCCUCACCAGAGACCUAAUAUGGAUGCACUGGGAGAACAUGCUGAAAGGGUAUUGUUAUGGAAAGGCCGAUGUUUGUGGUCUGAUUGAGCAAUAUGUUGAUAUCAACCAGAAUUAUAUGAAACAGAUGAUUGAGGACAACUUUAAUGACCCAUACUGGUACCAGCUGAAAUUAUUCAACAUUCAAUUGGAAGGACUAUCUGCCGGGUACAACCAGGCCACCGCUCACGCGUAUCAGUGGCUCACCAUCAGAGAUAUAUUAUGGAUUAAUAUGCUGGGUGAUCUGGACGACUUGGCGUUCGCGCUGUCGAUGCCCAAAGAGACCCCAGAGGGUCUGCUGUUCGGUGACCACUGCAGCGGACUCGUCAAGCUGCUGCCGGACUUAUCUGAGCUGUUCACCUCACAAGUCACAUGGAACAGCUACCAGUCCAUGCUGCGGUUUCAGAAGAUGUACAUGUUGAACUAUCGCAUCACUCCCAAUGUUGACGUACUUAUUCCGGGCAGGAAGAUGUCCUUCACCUCAUAUCCUGCUUUCGUUCAGUCCACAGACGACUGGUAUAUCACGUCGGCCGGUCUGGUGGCCGCGGAGACCACGAUCGGCAAUAGCAACAGAUCACUCUUCGAGAACGUUCGGCCGGACGGACAGAUCCUGGAGUUUAUGCGAGCGAUGGUCGCUACGAGGCUGUCUCGGAGCGGUGAAGAGUGGGUCGACCUAUUCGCCAGACACAAUAGCGGCACUUACAACAACCAGUGGUACAUCGUAGACUACAAGAAGUUCAAGGCACGCAGGGGCUACGAGGCUGGCAGGGUGGAGCCGGGCCUGCUGUGGGUGCUGGAACAGCUGCCCGGCUACACGGAAGCGGCCGACCUCACGGAGCACCUGAAAGCGACCACAUACUUCCCGUCGUACAACAUCGCGUUCUUCCCGCGCGUGUUCAACCUGAGUGGUGGCAACGAACGCGUGGCCACCUUCGGCGACUGGUUCGGCUACCACACCAACCCGCGCGCCAAGAUGUUCCACCUGCUGCAGCCGGCCGCUGUGAGCCUGCGCGCCACGUUGCUCGUCAUGCGCUACAACGACUACACGCGCGACCCCCUGGCGCGCUGUGCCGCCUGCCGCCCGCCCUACAGCGCCUGCAACGCCAUCUCUGCCAGGAACGACCUUAACCCCGCCAACGGCACGUAUCCGUUCCGCGCACUGGGCCACCGCAGCCACGGCUCCACCGACGCCAAGGUCACCGACUCCGAGCUCAGCAGGAGUUUCCGCUUCCUCGGCGUGGCCGGGCCCACACACAACAUCUCCAGGGGGAUACCACCCUUUCAGUGGAGUAAAUUUGAUCUGGAACCUCAAAUAUCGCACGAAGGCCACCCGGACUUGUGGGUGUUCCCACCACUCAUACACCACUGGGAGUGGGGAUAGACAGCCAGAUAUCUUACUUUAUUAUACUUAAAGAAUAUGUGUAAAUAGUUUGUCCUAGAUCGUACUCCAAUACAGACUGAAUUAAUAAAUACUUACUUUUUUUU
This is a messenger RNA of Leptidea sinapis, 2064 nucleotides long. RefSeq names its product putative phospholipase B-like 2. The record is from RefSeq and is a predicted model, not a curated record. Bases 281 to 1960 code for a protein of 559 amino acids. Gene Ontology annotation, biological process: phospholipid catabolic process. The transcript has 13 exons. Gene Ontology annotation, cellular component: extracellular region. Gene Ontology annotation, molecular function: glycerophospholipase activity. Lineage: Eukaryota; Metazoa; Arthropoda; Insecta; Lepidoptera; Pieridae.